AUGAAAGAUUUCAACUUAAGUUGCCACUACAACACCUUGCACAAAGUUAAAUAUGAGAAGUACACUGGAGCUGCAAGGGCCGCUGUCGUAGCCGACCUCAAAUCAAAAGUAAACCAACAACAGCAACUUUUCACCAGAGCCACAACUACACAGGAAUCAGCACUCAAAGCCUCUUAUGCUGUUUCACUUGAGCUUGCCAAAGCAAAGAAGCCAUUGUCAUAUGGGGAAAUUGUCAAGGUGUGCACCGUGGAAAUGGCUAAAGCUUUUGGUGACGAUAAGAUGCUUAAACACUUUGAAACGGUCUCUUUGUCCCAACGCACAGUGACGCGCAGAAUUUUUGACAUUCACGAUCAUGUCGAAAUUAAGCUGAGAAAAGUCAUGCAUGACUGCAAGUACUUCUCUUUGGCUUUGGAUGAGAGUACAGAUGUGAUGGAUGUUAGCCAGCUACUGAUUUUUACAAGAACUAUUGAUAGUUCAUUUGAAGUGCACGAGGAGCUAUUACAAUUGGUUUCUCUGCAUGAUACGACUAAGGGCACCGAUAUAUUCAAUGCCGUUGACAGUGUUGCAAGUGGAUUUGGUGGCUUUGACAAGCUGUCAACUGUUGUUACGGAUGGCGCACCCGCGAUGCAGGGAAGACACAGAGGUUUCGCAGGGCUCCUCCGACAGAGCGGGGUAAACUGCCCUAUACUGCACUGUAUCAUACAUCAGGUAAAGUGGGAGGUGACUCCAGACAUGCAGAAGACAUGUUCAUACAAAGGGAAAAGUUUGGAGAACGAAUGUCGUAAUUACAUCCGGAUCCUUCAUAAAAUGCCAGAUGGCAGGAUGUAUGUGUGUGGUACCAAUGCUUUCGAUCCAAUCUGUGAUUUAAUGUCUUAUACAGACGGCAACCUGACCCUGGAAAAUAGACAACAUAAUGGGAGGGGAAAGUGUCCAUUUGAUCCUUUCCAGAGAUACGCCUCUGAACUUGUUGAUGGAGAGCUGUACUCUGCUACAUCUGUGAAUUUCCUGGGCUCAGACAUGGCUGUGAUGCGAAGCUUAAAGUACACUCUACGAUCUGAUUACUCGUCUUCUUGUCUCAAUGAGCCCAUUUUCAUUGACAUGAAGCAUGUCGCUGAGGGAAAGGAAAACCCAGAGGGGGAUGAUGACAAGAUUUACAUCUUCUUUAGUGAAAUAGCUGUUGAGUAUGACUCCUACAGUAAGAUGCAAGUGUCAAGGGUGGCCCGCAUCUGUAAGGGGGAUAGAGGAGGACAGUGGAUAUUGCAGAAGAAGUGGACUUCAUUUCUAAAGGCUCAUCUGGACUGUCCUGUCCCUCAAAGCAAACUGCCUUUAAUUAUACAGGAUGUGUUCCUCUUCUGUCCAGGCAAUUGGACAACCUGUGUGUUCUAUGGAGUCUUCACUCCUCAGACGAGCACAUCGCAGUACUCUGCAGUGUGUGCCUAUGGGAUAAAACACAUCAGGGAAGUGUUCUCUGAAGGCAAAUUCAAAAUGCUGUACAAUAACUAUCCUGUUACAAAAUGGGUGACGUACAACGGAGAAGUGCCUGACCCCCGUCCUGGAGCUUGUAUUAACAAUGACGCAAGGCAGGAAGGGUUUUCCCAGUCUUUGGAUUUGCCGUAUAAAACCCUUCAGUUUGUCAGAGACAAGCCUCUGAUGGAUCAGGCAGUGACUCCGUCCUCUCAACGGCCCCUACUGGUGAAGGAAGGAGCUGCAUUUACAAGUAUAGUGUCGGCCAGCACUACUGCCCUGGAUGGGAGCAGCCAUCAGGUCAUGUUUAUUGGCACAGCAAGUGGUUCAGUGCUGAAAGCAGUCGACUAUAAUGGAGAGAUGGUGAUCAUAGAGGAGAUGCAGCUCUUUAAUCAUUCUGAGCCAGUGAAGAUACUGCGCCUCUCCACCACCACGGGUCAGCUGUAUGCAGGCUCCGAGGCGGCAGUGGUGCAGAUGCUGCUGAGUGCAUGUGGCCAUUACAUCUCCUGUAUGGACUGUGUGCUGGCCAGAGACCCGUACUGUGGCUGGGACUUCUCCUCCGACAGCUGCAUUGCUAUAAACAACACUCACCAAGAGACACACAGUGAGGUGAUUCAGAGCCUGAGAGAUGGAAAUGCUACACGUUGUCCUCCAGUCGAGAGCACAAAGACCAUUAUAAACUUCUACCCAGGUAGUAUGGUAAGGCUGCAGUGCCAACCUGGAUCAAACUGGGCUCAAGUGAAGUGGCUUGUCAACAAUCAUCCAGUUAAAAACUCCAACAUGCACCACAUUCAACACAACAGCCUGUUGAUCUUCAAUGCCACAAGCAGCGACACGGGCCAUUACACCUGCACCUCUGAAGAGACCUCCAAUGGCAAAACGUAUGCCACCCAAAUUACUAUGUAUGAGCUGAGGCUGGAGGAUGUCACGGGGCAUCUCGUGGCUCUCAAAGUUCUAGUCAUCAUCUCAGCAUUGAUGUUAUUUGGGGUUGUGUCAUGGAACUUCUACAAAGGGUAUUUUCCCAUCCUGAGAUGCUUCAAUAAAGCUGAGGAAAGACCACAGAGCACAUCUGGAUGUCAGGGGCCACUGCAAAUAGUAAACAGCAAUAAGGUAGCAUCAACAGGGUACAGCAGCAACAGUAAUAAUAAUCAUAAAAGAAUUGCUGAAUUCCAUGAUACUGUAAACCUGUAAGCCUGGCUGACGCGACUUCAAAGCUCUACGAGCAUUUGGUCUGGCAAAGACCAAUAGCCCAACUGUUUCCCAGAGCCCGUGGUUGAACCGCCUCCCUGAAAUGCCUCAGUUUGCUACUGGUCGAAGCCAGAAAAGGCUGUGACGAAGCUUAAACCAAUCACAUCACUCUUUCCUCUGACGUAUGUGACGCGACGAUAGGAUUCUCGCUGAGCCCCAUUGAUUUGGCUACCAGCGGGGCUAACUGGUAGAUUAAACUCUUACCGAAGCCGGUCGGGAGCAAGGCGAAAACGUCCUUCCUUUCAAUAAAUACCUCCAGGGCUGCUCUUUGCUCCGUUUUCAAUGAGAACUUCCCGUUGAAUGCUUUCAAUACAGCAUGAUUCUGUAAACAAUCUAUGGCUUCCGGUCGCAGUUCUACUACGUCACUGCCUUGAACACUCCUCUACC
Molecule: messenger RNA, 3099 nt
Organism: Neoarius graeffei (lesser salmon catfish)
Lineage: Eukaryota; Metazoa; Chordata; Actinopteri; Siluriformes; Ariidae
Product: semaphorin-4E-like
Exons: 13
Coding region: 1-2655 (884 amino acids)
Biological process (GO): axon guidance; neural crest cell migration; negative regulation of axon extension involved in axon guidance
Molecular function (GO): chemorepellent activity; semaphorin receptor binding
Source: RefSeq, a predicted model, not a curated record